Molecule: messenger RNA, 2286 nt
Organism: Apis mellifera (honey bee)
Lineage: Eukaryota; Metazoa; Arthropoda; Insecta; Hymenoptera; Apidae
Product: G-protein coupled receptor moody
Exons: 5
Coding region: 541-2256 (571 amino acids)
Biological process (GO): G protein-coupled receptor signaling pathway
Cellular component (GO): membrane
Molecular function (GO): G protein-coupled receptor activity
Source: RefSeq, a predicted model, not a curated record
UUCCGGAUUUCUAUUCUCGAUCUUUUAUUUUCCAGUGUGAAAAACUUCUCUGUGGAAUUUUAAUCGUGAAAAUAUUGAAUUUUUCGAUAUCGAAUCUCUUUAACUCCUUAUGAUACACCUAAUUCUGUUUUUUCACGCUAGGAAUGCUCGUUUGUGUAUUUAUUUUCUUUUCUCGAAAAAAGGAAAUGUAACAUAUAAUAUACAAUGUAUAUGAAUCAGUGAAAGACUUAUUUGAUUUGAACAAAUAAUUCGCUCGUGUUUUAAAUACAUUCGUUUUAUACAUUUUUAUCGAUAUUCAUGAUAAAGAAAAAAAAAAGUGAAACAUUUAGAAAUUUUUUAAGAAAAUGAAAUUCUAUUGAUAAAGAUCCAGACGGAAUCUAAGUGAAAUUAAUCGUGAGAGAUAAGAUGAUAAUAAAAUAAAGAAGAGAGAGAAGGUUAUUAAAAUGUAAUUCGUCAUAAAAGUGUCUCCUUUUGUUCGCGGCAACAAAUGAUUCGCAUCAAUGAACUCAGAACCAAUGACAUCGUCAACUUUCUACGAAGAUGGAGUAUUGGAUGGCGAGCAACGAGACCGGUCACAAUGGUAGAGAGGAGACAAUCCAGGAGGUCCUCAGAGAUCCAGGAUCGGCGGUGCUCUUCGUCGGAUAUCCACGAUGGCUUUUGCACUUCGCUGCCGGUUGUUGCAUACUUUUCAUGCUCAUUGGCAUCCCCGGCAAUCUCUUCACUAUCGUCGCUCUUUUUCGCACCAAAAAGUUAAAAAACGCCACAACGAUCUUCAUAAUGAAUCUCUCGAUCUCGGAUUUAAUGUUCUGUUGUUUCAAUCUUCCGCUUGCUACGUCUACGUUUUGGCAUAGUUCUUGGCAGCAUGGACCAUUUUUGUGUCGAUUGUUUCCUUUAUUGAGAUAUGGCUUGGUUGCAGUAAGCCUUUUCUCAAUAUUGACAAUUACAAUUAAUCGUUACAUUAUUAUUAGUCAUCCUAGACUUUAUCCUAGAAUAUAUAAACCAAAAUAUUUAAUACUAAUGAUUUUGGGUAUAUGGAUCGCUGUUUUUGGUAUUCUCAUCAUUACAUGGUUUGAAAGUUGGGGUCGUUUUGGAUUAGAUGUUGCCAUCGGCUCGUGUUCCAUUCUUCCAGAUAUAAAUGGACAAAGUCCAAAGGAAUUCCUCUUUUUCGUUGCUUUUUUGAUACCUUGCAUUGUGAUCGUUGUUUGUUAUGCAAGGAUUUUUUAUAUUGUUCGCAAAACAGCGUUUAAAAGUAGAAAACGACAUAUACAUGCUAGUAUCGAUCCAAUUGAAAUUAAUCAGGAGAGACCUACAUCAAUCAGGAAUCAAGAGGAAGAACUGUCAAUUUUAAGCUCCAAUUGUACAACGAAUGUUUUGUGCCCAAACUUUUCUUCAAAGUGCACCAAAACGUCGUUUAAUCAACUAAACUAUUCUCGCAGUCCUUCAAGAUCGGCGAUCGAGGAAUGGGAGCAAUCAUCAUGGAUACAAACUCAUGUAGAGAAGGGAGAAAUUUCAGGAUUCGAGGAAGAGAAGGUACAACAGAUGAUGGAAGCAGAGAGAUGGGAAAAAAAUAGCAAAGAGCAAGUUAAUCAAUCGAAUAACGAUACAUCAGUUAAAACAAUGGUCGAAAUUUGUGAUAAAUCGAGACCUGAUCUAGUAAUAAAAAUAGACGAUAUACCAUAUGUGGACGAUCUUGAAGCAAUGGAAACAGUUUCUUCAAACGAUUGUACCAAAAUCAAAGAAUCGACAGAGAAAAAUUCGACAAAUAGUGGGAAUAAAAUAGAGAGAACGACGAGUAGAGCCUCGUUCCUCAUAGAAUCGGCUCUUUGGAUGCAAAGAUUGAAUUCCAAAACAGAUAGUGAUCGAUAUGACGAUGACUCGAAAUCAAACACUCCUGAUCGAUCGACGAAGAAGAAACCUAUAAUUAUUCGUAGAGAAUCGAGAUUUAGGAGUGUCAGAAAGUUUAGGAAUCCUGAUGGACCACCAAGGAUGAGCAAUAAAGACAAGAAGCUGUUAAAGAUGAUUCUAGUGAUAUUUUCCUCCUUUCUCAUUUGUUAUUUACCUAUCACCGUUACGAAGAUUUUUAAGGAUUCCAUCGAUUGGAGAGGAUUAAACAUCGCGGGUUAUAUCUUGAUCUAUUUGACCACUUGUAUAAAUCCUGUUGUUUACGUCGUGAUGAGCUCUGAGUACAGGAGCGCCUAUAAAAAUGUGUUACUUUGUAAAAAUGAAUUUGGAGCCAAUCGUGCAACUAAAAAAUAAAGAAUAUUUGAAUAUGUUCCUGUUUGAGAC